AGGGCCAGUCUUUCCAUUCACUUGCAGCUGGCUUCUUCAGCACUCCUCCUCACUCUCACUAUAAAGGUGACAGCGAUGCCUCUCGAAUACUGGAAAGGCGGGAACAGCGUGAGACAACCCCACUAUCAGUGGGUGGCUGGCGCCAAAAAACGUUUUCCCGCCAAAAGACGCGUUGGCGCCAUAAACCAAUUGCGGGCAGACGUUGACGUCACCGUGCUUGUGUGCACUUUACUGCUCGUAUGGCAUUUGCAGCCAGUGCUGUGCGCCGAGCACAGCAGCCAUGUCGAUGGCAACAAGCGAGCGACAGACAAUGUCCGAUGGAUCGGGAAACGCGGCCUCCGCCUCGGACAACUGUUCCGUGUGGGCACCGAGAACGUCAGACGGUUCCGGAGUAUUGGUAGGGACCUCGAGAUAAUGCCGCCAUGCACAAAGUAUUUUUGUGUCGACGAGGUCAAGCCGUGUUGCGAUCCACGACAACAGCUGUUCAUGAAUUCUUGCGAAGCAGAAUGCGCAGACACACAGUGUGUAGGAGAGCUGUGUACUCCUGGUUGCAUGAUUGAACCUUACUGCGGCUGAGGGAGGGAGGGAGGGAGGGAGGGAGGGACACAACAAAUGCUUGCGGGCGAA
Messenger RNA from Chara braunii, 627 nucleotides. The record is from the annotation of a GenBank genome assembly. Lineage: Eukaryota; Viridiplantae; Streptophyta; Charophyceae; Charales; Characeae.